Messenger RNA from Acanthosepion pharaonis, 822 nucleotides. NCBI's taxonomy places the organism in Eukaryota, Metazoa, Mollusca, Cephalopoda, Sepiida, Sepiidae. The record is from the annotation of a GenBank genome assembly.
AUGACUGCUUUGUCUCCCUCUCUUUUACACUCUUCCUCUCUCUUUUUUACACUCUUCCUCUCUCUUUUUUACACUCUUCCUCUCUCUCACUCUUUUACACUCUUCCUCUCUCUCACUCUUUUACACUCUUCCUCUCCCUCACUCUUUUACACUCUUCCUCUCCCUCACUCUUUUACACUCUUCCUCUCCCUCACUCUUUUACACUCUUCCUCUCCCUCACUCUUUUACACUCUUCCUCUCCCUCACUCUUUUACACUCUUCCUCUCCCUCACUCUUUUACACUCUUCCUCUCAAUCUUCUUUUUACUUUCUGUCUCUGUCUUUCUCCCUGUCGCAUUCUCUUAAUGCCCUUCUCUUCUUUUCUUUAAUUAAUCUCUCUCUCUCUCUCUCUCCCCGCCCCGCCCCGUAUAUUUCUCCUUUACUUAAACUGUAUUUUUCAUGCAAAUAUUAUGUACCUUAUUACUCUCGAAGCAAGCCUCCAUGUUUACUCUCUUAUAACACUCUUUCUCAUGGGGCCAUCAUGUUUUUGUCUUCCCUAUUACUCUCUUUCCCUCCGUCAUUUUCUCUUUCCAUCUUUGUUUUUCAUUCUUCCCCACCCUCUCUCUUCUUAACACUUUUCCUCUUUUUCACUCUUUCCCACUCUUACACUUUUAUCUACCAUUUCUGUCUCCUUUUUAUUAAUAUUAGCAGUUUCUGUCUCCUUUUUAUUAAUAUUAGCAGUUUCUGUCUCCUUUUUAUUAAUAUUAGCAGUUUCUGUCUCCUUUUUAUUAAUAUUAGCAGUUUCUUUGUAGUUCCUCUUCUCCUUAAAACUUCCUCGUUUUAA